Molecule: messenger RNA, 291 nt
Organism: Alternaria viburni
Lineage: Eukaryota; Fungi; Ascomycota; Dothideomycetes; Pleosporales; Pleosporaceae
Exons: 4
Coding region: 1-291 (96 amino acids)
Biological process (GO): proton motive force-driven ATP synthesis
Source: RefSeq, a predicted model, not a curated record
AUGAGCUUCAUGCAAAAGCGCGGUCUCUCGACCCUCAUCCCCCCCAAGGCUAUCGGCUCCUCCCCCAAUGCUGUCCGCAUGCAGAAGGUCGUGAGCUUCUACGAGAAGCUGCCCCGUGGCCCAGCUCCCGAGCCCGAGGCCAAGGGUCUUCUCGGACGCUACCAGAAGAAGUACAUGGGCAAGAACCCUUCAGCAAGGCCCCUCGUUCACGUCAUUGGCUUCCUGAUCGCCAUCGGCUACGCGCAGAACUACUACUUCCAUCUCCGCCACCACAAGAACAACGAGCACUAA